CAGAAGUUUGUUUGACGGAACGCACCGAGAGCUCCUCCCUGUCUGACAAAGUGAAAGCUAAGUAACUGACGUUUUUGUGGAUUGUUUUUUUUUUAAAUCGUCUGGAUAAAGGUUUGGCUUUUUCUACGACUCAACAGUCGCGGACGUUCAUGUGGAAACGGAACCUUUGGAGCGUCAAAAACUUUAUGUUGAAUAAAUAGAAAAGUCAAACUAAAGUCACCUAAAGGUUUUUUCUCCGUGCAAUGCAGUCUGGACAUCCCAGCAGCCAGGGGGAGUCUACCCUGAAGUCCAAGGUGGAAGCAGGGAUGGUGCUCAUCAGCAGAAAGUCGUUGUACCAUUGAAGUUGACAAACCUCGCAUCUGGACCUAAAGUCAACGUAGUAGCUCAUCAAGAUCCCAAAAAGAACUGGAAGAGUCUGGUUUUAUGUAUUGGCCGCAGAACGACGCACACAUGCAAUAUCCUCAAAGGUUCCAUCAGCAUGUAACGGACUCUGGCCUCCAGCACCCGCACUCACCUCCGGACAGUUUUCACCAAGGAGUCUCUUUGACUCUUUGUAUCAGCUGUGACGGGAAACACCAAGAAAAGCCCCUGACAGAGUCUAGGGUCCUGAAAAAAAGAGGGCGGAGCCCCGCGGCAAAGCCCGGGUCACUUCUGUUUCAGCUCCUCUGUGGCACCGGGGGUUAUCACUGAGGCAGGUGGCGCUAAUCCAUUUCCUUUACACGAUCCUUGUCAAUCUUAGUUGAAGUUCGAAAUUCUACUAACAGAAUAGAAGAGCUUUGAAAACGAUGGCAUCCCAUCCGUCCUUAUAUGGGCGGCUCGGAUCAGAACUGUGCUCCAAUGACGGCAGCGAUCCCAGGACCGUUAUACACUGGUGUCACGGUCAUCGGAGAGUCCGUCAGAAAGACGGUGACCCUAACUCAGAACAUCAACAAAGACCUCCACCAACUGAUGAAGACAUUCAGCGACUGAUUACAGAGGAGCUGGAAGACUAUCAGAGGAGUCGAGCUGCCACAGCCAAACGUGGCUUAGAACAGAGCACACCUGUGCCGGGAGUCGAACCUUUCUACAGUCCAAGGGACAUCGAUGCACCUGCAUCGGCAAAAUACUCACCGAGUCCAACAGAGAAUUCAUCGCUCGAUCACAUUCAAAUCUGUAAUGUGAUAUCAAUGUCUGUAGACCACCCUGAUCUUUUGGGAGUCUGGUGUAAUGAACGCCCCAUGGAUAAAGCUCCUGCUCUGGCCCCUCUGAAAGACCCAAAAUAUGAGGACAUAUCUGAGGAUUCACGCAGUCCACAAUGUCCUCAGGAGCCAGACUACGAAUGUCUAAGUGAUGAUGACAAUCCCCAGAUGAUGGCGCUGUGUGAAAGUUAUGGUCAGGCACUAUCUCCGGGAUGUGACGAUGGCAGAGACUCCGUCAGUAGAGUUUCUGAUAACGAGGAGUCUGAUGACGACUCCUUUGUCGUACUUCUGAGCGUGUUAGACCUUCAGUUUGAACCAAGUGACGGAGACCAGAAUGUCCCGGCGAACACCGUGGCAGACGGUGACUGUGAAGCCGAGGACGGCGGCGGUGCCAGCAGCACCACACGUCUGGGUGUGGCGGCUGCAUCGGAGUCGAUCCAGCUGUUUGACACGGUUGUCGACUUCUUAGAAUCAAAAGCUGCCGUUGACAGAGUUCAAGAUCUGUCGGAGUGGAUGAGUCCAAGGAGAGAGAGAGAGUCCUGCAGCAGUGACACGGAGGACAGCUGUGACUAUGGGUCAGAUUUGAGAUACAACAACUUGACGGUGUCCCAACAUCUGUGCAAAAAGAAGACGGAUCCACCUCCACCUGAAAACGAAGCUGGACUUGUCCAAGGUGGAGGGAGGGGGGGGUCAGGCAAACCCAGCUGGACCCUCAGACUCAGAGAGCUAAUAGAAGAAAAAGCCAGCACGAAGCAUGACCAAUCCAAGAACAAAAAAGAGAAGACGUCAAAACCGCAAAAUAUAGUAAUCAUUUGUUCUGACACAGAGGGCGACAGCGAGCACAGCUACAGCGGAGGGGCCGAGUGGCCGAGAUCCAGGUCUUCACUACGGCCGCUGCCCGCACUUUCUGAUACACUCAGUCAAGAAGUAACUAGCAGCCGUGACGUCUUAGAAGAAAGUAUCAUCAUAAGUGAUUCGGACACGGUCACCGUGGACAGCAUGGACGAGAGUGAGCCAGUCUCUCCAAGAUCAGAGGGAAACGAUCACACACAAACGGCACACUCCUUAGAAACGUCGCUGUCGUCUCCCGAGCCUCACGAUUCAUUGGCUAAAACAAAGGUCACUUCUCCACGGUCCCCAGGAACAGAAAACAGAAGACUGCUGAGCAAACCUGAUGACGCCACCAGGCACGUCCACGUGAACACCAACGGGCAGAAACACUUCAAAGACUCUGAUCCAGCAGUUCAAAGGAAACCAGUGCCCCAGUCGGUGUCUUCAAGUCAAAAGCCUAAAACACCCGUACAGUUGUACGGAGAGUGCACAGACGCGGAGGAGUCCAGUUUAGUUGGUCCUACUUUGAUUCCCCCUCGGGGUCAGGACUCUUUACAGCCGUCCACGGUGAUCAGAGGAGAGAACGGGAUUACAACAACGGAGUCUGACCCCAAACGCUUUUCAAGAGAGAUUUCACCGGCACGUGUGAGCGACCAGUUCAGUGGCAGCAGGUCUCCGCCCCGAGGUCCGUCACCACCUAGAGAAACCAUCACUGAACCUAGUUCUUCUAAAACCCCAGAAAGCCAUUUGUUCUCAUCGAAACGGAGGAUUUCUCAUUUUUACCCCGCAUCGUCACGUCACACAAAGACAGAAGACAAAACGCACAACGCACCCAGAAAAGCGUCAGUCCGGGAGCCACUGAAACGAGACUGGGAAAAUAGUUACUACCCUACCAGAAGAGACAAAAGACAUUGGACCGCCACAAAGGACACGGCCGGGUCCAGGAAUAAAGGACCAAAGACAAACACGACACCAGCAACGUCUUCUCACGACGAGGACAGGACCAGACGCGACAAGGUGUCUCCAAACCAGGAGCGUCCACAUGACCAAGACCACACCCACCACAGGAGACGGAAGCGGAGGCCAAACUCCAAACAUUCAGACACCAUCCUGAUGAAGAGAUCCAAGAUGGAAGCGUUGGAGUGGAGGAAGGCGACCAAUCGCAGCAGUGCCAGGAAUACAAGAAACUACGUGGGUGAAGGUUACAAGUGGUCAGAGAAGACGCACGGGUCGAGGUCAAGAAAAGGUGACAGUUGUGUUUUCACUGACCAGUUCUACAGCACGGACACAGGAACAGGUACAGGAACAUCUUCUCUCUCUGCUUUUUCAUGACAGAGUUCAGAAGGAGAGACGACUCCCCUCACAGACUGUCGCAGUGAGGACAGUGACCCGGGUCACAGGGAGGAGGUGCGGGUCUGAAGACAGCGCUCCACACAACUGAAGAAUAAUGUGUAUUUUGGAUGUCAAUUAAACUGUUUCACGUGUUCGUAUUUGAAGACGACGACGACGUCUGUGACCCCCCCCAGUCUCCUUUAGUUGAUUCAGUUAAUAGUAGCAAGGACACAGUUCAGGGCAUUAAGAGCACAUGUUGAAACGUUGAUUUCUGGUUCUUCUUUUUUUUUUAUUGAACAAUUUUUGAUUCGUUUACAAAUGUUUUAAUCUAAAAUAAACGGACAUUCAAACUAAAUUUUCUGUUUUCAGAUAAGUAACUGUUAAUGAUCCUCCUCCAAAA
Molecule: messenger RNA, 3741 nt
Organism: Cynoglossus semilaevis (tongue sole)
Lineage: Eukaryota; Metazoa; Chordata; Actinopteri; Pleuronectiformes; Cynoglossidae
Product: serine/arginine repetitive matrix protein 2-like
Exons: 3
Coding region: 786-3341 (851 amino acids)
Source: RefSeq, a predicted model, not a curated record